This is a messenger RNA of Uloborus diversus, 5219 nucleotides long. RefSeq names its product poly(U)-binding-splicing factor PUF60-like. NCBI's taxonomy places the organism in Eukaryota, Metazoa, Arthropoda, Arachnida, Araneae, Uloboridae. Bases 96 to 1985 code for a protein of 629 amino acids. The transcript is spliced from 13 exons. The record is from RefSeq and is a predicted model, not a curated record. Gene Ontology annotation, cellular component: catalytic step 2 spliceosome; precatalytic spliceosome. Gene Ontology annotation, molecular function: RNA binding. Gene Ontology annotation, biological process: alternative mRNA splicing, via spliceosome; mRNA splice site recognition; regulation of alternative mRNA splicing, via spliceosome.
ACAGGCUAUGAGAUGUUUGGAUAGCUUCUUUAAAUUAUUGGGACAAAAAUAUUUAAAAAUUUGUGGUUUUGACAGUUGUUUAUCAAAUUAUAAAAAUGGUAACUUUAGGUAACGGUCAAAUAUUAGAAAAUGGAUUGAAGCUAUUGUCUGGGGACGAACCACUUUUGAAGAAGCUUAAAAUAGAAGAUGGGUCACCUGUGGUUCCAUUACCAAACAUGGACAUGUUAUCCGCGGAACUGCAAUUGGAACAGACGGGGCCGGUGCUUGCGGGACCGGGUGCCUUGAGAACUCCUACAGGCAUCCUUGGUUUAGGCCUGACAAAAUUAACUUCUGAGCAACAAGACAUGAUAACAAAAGCCAAAAAAUAUGCUAUGGAACAAAGCAUAAAGAAUGUUCUAAUGAAGCAAACUAUUGCACAUCAACAACAACAACAAAAAACUCUUCAACGACAUCAGGCAUUAGUUUUAAUGUGCAGGGUUUAUGUUGGAAGCAUCAGCUUUGAAUUGAAAGAAGAUACAAUACGACAAGCUUUCAUUCCUUUUGGACCUAUUAAGUCCAUUAAUAUGAGUUGGGAUCCAGUUACGCAGAAACACAAAGGGUUUGCCUUUGUUGAAUAUGAACUUCCUGAAGCUGCGCAAUUGGCACUCGAUCAGAUGAAUGGAGUUAUGAUAGGUGGAAGGAAUAUUAAGGUUGGCCGUCCAAGUAAUAUGCCCCAGGCAGCACCAAUCAUUGAGCAAAUAAUGGAAGAAGCGAAGACGUACAAUCGAAUAUAUGUAGCUUCUGUUCAUCAAGAUUUAACUGAAACAGAUAUUCAAAGUGUUUUUGAGGCCUUUGGAAAAAUAAAAAUGUGCAAACUACAAAGUGGUGGCAUACCUGGAAAGCACAAAGGCUACGGUUUUAUAGAAUAUGAAAAUUAUCAAUCUGCACAGGAUGCAAUUUCUUCAAUGAAUUUGUUUGAUUUAGGAGGGCAAUAUUUACGUGUUGGUAGGGCAAUUACACCUCCAAAUGCACUCCAAGCACCGACAACGGCAAGUACGAUGCCUACAGCAGCUGCCGUCGCUGCUGCUGCUGCCACAGCAAAAAUUCAAGCUAUGGAUGCUGUUGCUAGCAAUGCUAUUGCCCUUGGUCUAGGUGCUUCUUCAACCGUCUCACCAGUUGUCACUACUGCUCCCUCAGAAGCUGCUUUAAGUCCUGUUAUACCUCCUCCUGGGCUUGCUAUACCUUCAAUUGGCACUCCUGGACUUGUUGCACCAACAAUUUUGCCUACACCUGUUUUAGCUGCCAAUGCACCUGGAAUUAUAACAGGUGUUACUCCUGUACGGCCUCCAUUAGUUAUUCCUCCACCGGGCAUUGUCACAUUACCCAUUCUGCCUCCAUCCAUUACUGCUGUUGCAACUGCUGUGAAAACUGAGCUGUCUAGCUCUCCAAUUAUUGCAAUUCCACCCCCAACUAUUGCUGAAGUGAUACCUCCUCCUGUGACAUUACCUGUCGCUGCAGCUGUCCCACCAGUUAUUCCAGUCACAGAAUCUGGUGCCAAUGAAGCCCAAAAGCAAAAGUUAGAAGAAUUAGAAAAAAAACUUGCGGAAGAACAAGAACCACAAACGCUGCAGCAGCAGGAAAAUAUGAUGAUUAAAGGAACGAAUGCCAGGCAUAUUUUGAUGCAAAAGCUAAUGAGGCGAACAGAGUCGACUGUGAUUGUUUUGAGAAAUAUGGUUGGCGUUGAAGAUUUAGAUGAUGAUUUAGAAUCUGAAGUUACUGAUGAGUGUGGUAGAUAUGGCAUAGUCAACAGAGUCAUUAUAUAUCAAGAGAGACAGUCAGAAGACGAUGAUGCUGAGAUCAUAGUUAAAAUAUUUGUUGAAUUCAGUGCCCCGUUUGAAGCUUGUAAAGCUCGAGAUGCUUUGAAUGGACGAUUUUUUGGAGGACGAAUUGUGAAAGCAGAACUUUACGACCAAACUCUUUAUGAAGCUAAUGAUUUAUCAGGAUGAUCAAAAAUAUUUCUAUGUACUAUGAUUGUACAGAAUAUGAGUUCAAUAUAUUUUUGAGUUUAUCAUUAAUAUGUUGACAUAUAUUGGUACAACCAUAUGAAUAUUGUAUAUUCCACUUCAUUUGUUGUACAUUUUUCUUUGUUAUGAUUGUUUGGCAAGUGUAAAUAUGUGAUGACUGCUUUUUAUAAUGUAGGAAUCCUGGCAUUCAGGAUUUUCUCUAUGUAUGCUGGUAGUUUAACAUGAAUGAAAAACAUUGCAAUCGACCACAGUCGUUGAAAUUUACGCGUGCAAUAUAUUGGCAAGCAAUUGAUUACGUUAAUUGAGAAGCCUGGUUUCAUUAAUUUAUUUUUUUUUAACUUGCCAAACGUCUUAAAGAAUGUAAUCAUUAACUUUUUCUUCAUAGUAAUUUCAUGACUUUUAUAUUUUUCAUAACAAAUCUUAGGUUUACCUCGAAUUUAUGUUCGAAUUAAUACAGUAAAAUACGACAGUGUAAAUGUAGUUAAAACCUCUUAUAUUCUUUCUUCAAAAAGCACAUUGUUUAAAAAAAAUGAGUACAGUGUGUCUUUUUUUUUCUUUAAUUUUAUGCAUUAUAAUCACAUUUUAGUGUUUCAUUUUUUAAAAUGUUAAAAAUUUCAUACAACUAUAUUAUUGAAAAUAAUAAUUGAAAUGUCAGAAUCUGCAUUUAAGUACUAAGCCGAGUCUUCAAGGCUAAUAAAGUUUUAAAAACUCUCCUGCAAUUAAUCACGUAAAUUUGAAUCAGCAGUCAUUUCUUAAAAUUUAUGGUCUAAGCAUGUGUUUGCCUACUUGUUUAAAAAUAAUUUUUACAUAAAUUUUUAUUUUACUUUUUUUUUUUUGCAUAAUUUACCAGUGCAAAUUUGGGGUAUUGUGUAACAUAAAGCGUAGAAUUUUUUUAAUAUACUUCGUAGCUUAAAAAUUUUCAUUAAAUAUUUUUCUAAAUCAUCAAGUUACAUUGCUUAGAUGUUCUUUAUCAUUACUUUUCAGGAUUCUCUAUUGGCAUCUGAUUGUGCUUUCCAUAAUGCUGAAACCACAGCCAUAAAAGCCAGGUAUCUCAAAUUACGUUAAAAAUUGCUUGCUUGCAUGCGAAUUUUUCAUUCACGGCUGUGGUCGAUUGUGAUGCAGUGGUUUCAGCAUAUCAAGCACAUAGUUCCUACAAAAAUUAAUGCUCUGCAUUUUCAAAAGUAAAAGAUUGCUUGAAGUGAAUUUUCAUAUUUUAUCAUAGAAUUAGAAAACAUUACAUGUUGCAGUCCAUGUGUAAUGAAUUUUGCUGUCUGAAAUGCAGUUGUAAACUUCAUCUCUUUUUCUUUAUAGAUAAUGACUUAAUGCAUUGGAAAUAGUUAUAAAACAUUAUAAUGAUUUUUUUCCUUCAUUCCACCAUGUGACAUUUUUCAAUCUCUAAGUUUUGGUUUUGACCAAGUUACAGAACUUCCUGUUUCCUUGAAAAAAUUAUAGGUAUUUUCCCAGUUUUUGCAGUGUUCAUGGUGCUCCCCCCUCCCUUUAUUUAUAUAUAUAUAUAUAUAUAACUUCUACAUUGCAUUUAAACCAUGGUAUUUAAUUUCUAAGUUUCACCUCAAAAACAUGUAUUUAAUGUUGAUGUGUUGACAGGUAUGAAUUUUUCAAAAAAACGAACUAUAUUUUCGGCGUGCAUACAUGAAUCAAAAGUGGUAGGUUACUAUGUGAAACUACUUGCAUUUUUUUUUUAUUUAUAACCCUAAUGAACUUCAUCUCAUUCAUGCUUAAACCCAGGCUUUUUAUUGCAUUCCUUUUUUUUCUCAAAAUUCAUAUCUCAAUUUUAAUGUACCCAUCGUUACCGGUAGUUAUUAAACCAAGUUUCAUAAACAUUGUGAAAUGCAUCACCGAUAUUGUGCGACCAGUGUUUAAACAAGCUCAAACGAAUGAAAUAAAAAUGUAUAAAUCAAACUUGAAAAAUUAUAAAAUUCAAGUACAAUAGCAGUAAAAAUAUUUUGUCCCUUUUUUCUCUAUAAAUUUAACUAAAAAGUGAAGUUCACAGUUUAUGUACAUAUAAUUACAUUCAAAUGUGUUUUAAUAAAUUCAUGUUCUCAUUUUUUUAAAACUAAUAAACUGCCUAUUGUUCUGUAUAAACAAAGUCAUAAUGCAACAGUCAUGAAACUCUUUGGUUCCUUAAAUCAUUACAAGCAGUAAUAUAAAUUUAUUCAAAUCUACACAAACAACAAUCCACAAUAUAAAAUGUAUAAAAACCAACAUCAGUUGCUGCUCUGUAAGUACUGUAACUUUCAUCUUAUAAUUCAAAUGCUUGAUGUAAUUAAGUUUUCACUUACUAUAUGUAUAAAUGGCUGACUAUGUAUAAUAUCAAAAUAAACACCUAUAUAUCCAGUUAAACUAAAAAACUUUUAUACAGUUUCACAGAUAAGAAAUUAAUAUCUGUAAGAUAAAACUAAUUUUAUUGUUAGAUUCUCGUUUUUAAUCUAUUUUAAAGAACAGAACUGAAAGUAAGUAUCGUGAUCCGGCAGUAGAAAUUUUUUCCAGCAGUCUGCGACACAGAAUAAGAAAGCUAAAAAUAGUCUGCAAGAUGAACCAAUGCUAGAUUAAUAGAAAAAUCUAAAUCAGCACCAAGAAAUGCUUAAAUACACAAUUUAAAAACUACAAGUCAUUCUGCCUCUGAAUUUAAUCCCAGAAAAUAUGGUACAAAUCUUCAUUUAUUUUUAUGGUACAAAUCUUCACAAUUAAAUCUUUUCUUCCAAAAAAAUGUUUUUUUUUUUUUUUUCCGCCCUCAAGUAAGAAAUAGUUAGCAUCAAAAAUUACGAUGCGAGUCGCAGUGCCUUCUGCCUUCAGGAUUGUGAGUGAAUAUUCAGUUUUAAGUUUCAACUUCUAAAAACCUUGAAAAGCCUCAAUAAGUGCAUUUACUAUUUACCGUUUAAAAAUCCUUUUAAAAUUUGCCAAGCUUUAGAAAAUGUGUAAUCACUGAAAACAAGGAUCAGAUUUCUCUGGAUUAUAAGUGUUUGGAAGUUACAGUAACAAUUAUCAAUUAGCAUAAAAAUUUAAUACUUGGUUAUCUUUAGGUAAUCCACAAUUCCAAAGAUGAAUUGGAUUUUCAACAAUAGUUUGUUUUUUUUUCUUUUGUAUUGGAGCAAUCAUUUCAUUGCUUUAAAAUCAUCAGUAGAAUAUUCAUGAAAUUUUAACAGAUAACUACCAGUUUGCAAAAUCAAUCUUGUAUAUUUGUUCAUAAAAAAAUAA